AUGAUUCAGAGGCCUCUUAAGACUAUUGCAAAAAGAUCAGGUGAUGUCUACAUUCCUCGUGGUGUAUCUGUCCCAGCUCUUGACAAGGAUAUACUCUGGGAAUUCCAGCCUAAAAAACUAGGUGAUUAUACAUUAUCCUCUAUUCAGUGGAAAAUUGUGGAUCCUUAUGUUCCGAAGUCUGAAGCUGUUUCUGUUAUGGAAAUUUUGUUAAUUUCAAUCUGUUUUCUGAUGUCAGGCGAGGGAGAUCUUGUAACAAGUGGAGAUCUGUAUGCUACUGUGUUUGAGAACAGUUUAGUGGAACAUCACAUUGCUUUACCUCCUGAUGCCAUGGGAAAGAUAACAUAUGUUGCACCACCUGGUCAAUACUCAUUGAAGGACACUGUCUUGGAGCUAGAAUUUCAAGGUGUCAAAAAGAAAUUUACAAUGCUUCAGACUUGGCCUGUACGUACACCUAGGCCUGUUGCAUCAAAGCUUGCUGCUGAUACUCCUCUUCUUACUGGACAGCGUGUUCUUGAUGCUCUAUAA
Cynara cardunculus var. scolymus (artichoke) is the source of this 525-nucleotide messenger RNA. RefSeq names its product V-type proton ATPase catalytic subunit A-like. Gene Ontology annotation, molecular function: proton-transporting ATPase activity, rotational mechanism. Bases 1 to 525 code for a protein of 174 amino acids. The record is from RefSeq and is a predicted model, not a curated record. Gene Ontology annotation, biological process: proton transmembrane transport; ATP metabolic process. NCBI's taxonomy places the organism in Eukaryota, Viridiplantae, Streptophyta, Magnoliopsida, Asterales, Asteraceae. Gene Ontology annotation, cellular component: plant-type vacuole. The transcript has 6 exons.